AUGGCAACGAAAAAGGUGGAUCCGUCCGGCCAGCCAACAUGUUCAGCCCAUCCGGCCCGCUUUUCUCCUGAUGACAAAUAUUCUCGACACAGGAUCACCAUCAAGAAACGCUUUGGUGUCCUGAUGACCCAGCAGCCUCGGCCUGUUGUUUAAAUGUGCUUCCAUUCUCCUCCCGAGUUACAAAGGUGGCGAGAGAAGCUUUGAGAGCAGCUUUGAAGAAGCCCGUGAAGGUGAAGAAUACCUGUCGAUCUGCCGUCCACACUGUUGCGUUCUUUGCUGAUGUUUUUCAAACUUGACUCAAUUCCCUUUGCGUUCCGUGGAAGAGGAAUGAAUGAAUGACAUCCUGCAAGCAAGCAAGACAAAAUUAUAUUUUAUUGGCGUUUUUCUGGCUAUGUAAUAUUCUGGAAAUAAAGUGAGAUUUUUCCAUUGUU
This is a messenger RNA of Protobothrops mucrosquamatus (brown spotted pit viper), 431 nucleotides long. Its product is annotated as H/ACA ribonucleoprotein complex subunit 3. Bases 1 to 153 code for a protein of 50 amino acids. The transcript is spliced from 2 exons. Gene Ontology annotation, molecular function: box H/ACA snoRNA binding; telomerase RNA binding. The record is from RefSeq and is a predicted model, not a curated record. Gene Ontology annotation, cellular component: box H/ACA telomerase RNP complex; box H/ACA snoRNP complex. Lineage: Eukaryota; Metazoa; Chordata; Lepidosauria; Squamata; Viperidae. Gene Ontology annotation, biological process: positive regulation of telomerase RNA localization to Cajal body; rRNA pseudouridine synthesis; snRNA pseudouridine synthesis.